Molecule: messenger RNA, 798 nt
Organism: Alternaria incomplexa
Lineage: Eukaryota; Fungi; Ascomycota; Dothideomycetes; Pleosporales; Pleosporaceae
Exons: 2
Coding region: 1-798 (265 amino acids)
Source: RefSeq, a predicted model, not a curated record
AUGGCGCGCCCCGAGGUCAAGAAGAUGGCUCUGAAGAUCACCGCACCAGUCAAGACCAGCCGCGUCGUGAAGACCAAGAGGGCGUACCAAGUCAAGAUCAAGAUUGGCAAGCACGCCGCUAGGAACUUACAUAAUCGCAACUCUCCUCUUCUCCGUCUCCCAGGAGAGAUACGCAACCAGAUCUACCACUAUGUCAUCGGGGGUCAUGAGGCCUGUCCGACCUGGGAUAGCCGAGAUUGCCUUGACGUCGAGCUUCGCGCUACUCGAUACAACACAAGCGGUGGCACCCGGGAAGGCUGGGCUGAACUAUUCACACUUAGCUAUGUGUGCAAGCAGCUCAACAUGGAGACGAAGAACCUUCCAUAUGAACUCACCGCCUUCCAGUCAGACAUAUGCGCUGCAUUUGACCGAUUCCUGUGUCAGCUUAAGGAGGAGAAGAAGGAACUCAUCACCACCGUUUCCUUUGGCUUCAAGCACUUCCACAGUGUUAGCGACUGGACCGACGCGCAGUUCCCCACCCCGGCUGAGCUGUUCCGCUGCACUUCUCUGAAGACCGUAAUCUCCCGCAUCACGCUCGGUCAAGGUCAGAAACUCUUGGUGAAGCUGAUCGCUCGACACAUGAGAGCGCGUAUCGUUCUCGAGAACGACCAUCUCGGCUACAUCUACGAUGGGGGAGACGAGUAUGAAGAAGACGAGUAUGAAGAAGACGAGUAUGAAGAAGACGAGUAUGAAGAAGACGAGUAUGAAGAAGACGAGUAUGAAGAAGACCACGAAGUUUAUGCUGAAGAUGAAGAGUAA